AUGUCGUCUCGCCAGAGGUCGGAGCAGUGCCGCAUCUGUGGGGGGGCCCUCCAGGGGAACCAGAGGCGCUGGCUCUUCUCCGGGAACAAGAAGAAGCAGGUCCUGACCCCGAGCGGCUCUGUGAGGGGCCCUAGCCGCAGUUCCAGCCGGGGCCAGACCCAGUCCAGCUGCAGCAGUCCCUGGGGUAGCACGAUGUCCCUGAGCUCCUCCUCUUCUUUGACCAGAUCGCAGCUGUCUCGAAACUCCCCGAAGAGCUUCGACCUGCUGUCCGUCCUCACGCACAUCCUGGGCGCCUCGGUCUCCCGUGGCGACGCGCACACUAGCGAGUUCAUCUGCGGCAAGUGCGCCUCGAUGCUGGAGCGCGUCUUCAAGUACGACUCGGUCAUUGCUAGAGUCCGCGUCCUCUCCUCCGAGCGCCUGCAGAAGCUGGCGCAGGAGCGAGACAAGAUCCGCCAAUGGGUUCGCUGCAGCUACGCGGACAGGAACCCGCGCGACUACUACGCCAACCGCGGCAGCACCAGCGAAGAGGACUGCGACUGGGAGAAGGACGGGUACAGGGAGAUGCUACAAGAGAACAUGGCGUUGUCAGAGUAUGAAUGCUGGUCUGAGAAGUGGGAUACCUGCCCCUACUUCAUCCAAACCGGGAAAAGGUGUCGCAAGGGCAAAGGGUGCGAAGGCUGUGACGCUCUCAGAGUCUCCGAUUACGACUACGAGUCGGUCUGCGGCGUUCCCAGGCACCUCCCGUCUCAGUGCUUCUCCCCGUCGUUAGCGCUUUCCAGAGAUAAGUCGCAGAGCAUGCCUCUAAACUGGCAGAAGCCCAGGUCCACGUGCUGCUCCAGCCCUGCCUCGCUGGCCGGCUCCACCAUCUCACUGCCGUCGCGCACAGAAUCGGUGCGGUCGCUGGACUCGCUGGACGGGAAAGACUCGCCACAGGGUCUGACGAUGGCGAUGCUGCUGAAGGAGAUCGGGGAGAUCCAGGGGAAGCCGCUGCAGUCUCCGGCAGGAAGCAGGAUUCCUGUGUUGGACCGGGACGGAAACAGUGGAGAGAGAAGAAGAAGGAAGCAAGUUCUGAACAGAGUUUUGGAUUUUGAAAAUGGAGAGGAGGAAGACGUAGAUGUGCUGCUGGAGCUCAGGGACGAGUUCUUACCUCUACAUGGACAGAGCAGCGGAGGGCGCCCCCUGCAGGUGGUGAAGCUGCUCAGAACUCAGCUGGACCAGGCUCAGUCUCGGAUCAAGACUUUGGAAGACCAGAUUCAACACGGGACCAAAUCAGAGGUGCUCAACGGAUCGGGGGACUAUCCGUCUGACUCUGGCCUGGUGUCUCCUCUGCAGAUUCUGGGCCUCUCUCUCCGCAGCAGAGAGCGCCUCCUGCAGGAGAGCAUGGCAGUGAUCCGAAGACUGUGUGUAGAGGAAGGGAAAGGACCAGAGCUGUCGGACAAACUCACAGAGAAGCUGAGUGAGAGUCUGAAGGAAACAGCCUCCCAGAACAGGGCUGCCCUGGACCGACUGGAGAGGGAGUUGUGUGAGGAUAAGCAGAGUCUGGAGCAGGAGCUGGAGACUCUGAGGAAAUCCUCCAGAGACCGAGAGAGAGACCUGGACCUGCUGCGGACUGUGCUGCAAGGGAACCAGGACCUAAUCCAGGAGCUCCGUGUGUCUCUGUCUCAGAAGGAUGAGCAGCUUCAGUCUCUUCACAGUGAGAGGGAGUUGUUCGCUCAGAGAGAGAAGUCUCUAAACGCUGCUCUGAACGACAAAGACUCUCUGCUGCUGUGUCUGAAGCAGGAGCUGGACCACUGCCACGCAGACGUACAGGCUCUCACAGACUCUGUUGAAGCCAGCGAAUCGUCCGGAGACACGACUUCGGCUCUUGUCGCUCGGCUGAAGGAGAAGGAGGCCGAGAUGGCUGUAGUUAUAAAGGAGAGAGAGGAGAACAGCGCCACCAUGUGUCAGGAGGUCACUAAGCUCACCACAGCCCUGCAGCAGUAUCAGAGUCUGGUGCAGAGUCAACAGAAGAGCCAGAGCCAGACCCUGUCCUCUCUGACCAAUCAGCUGUCAGAGGUGCGUGCCCAGCUGAGGGAGAGAGAGGGCGAGCGAAGGGACAGGGCGAGAGAGCGGGAGAGAGAGAGAGAAGAGAGCCGGCGACAGCACAGCGGACUACUGCACAGUCUGGACAAGAGAGACCAGCUUAUAGAGCAAAUCCUCCAGGACGCAGAGGAGCAGGAGCAGCUGUUCCGGGAGCUCCAACAGAAUCUGCAAAACAAGUUUCAACCCAUGCCUGGAAUUAAAUACACACUGUAG
Molecule: messenger RNA, 2295 nt
Organism: Knipowitschia caucasica
Lineage: Eukaryota; Metazoa; Chordata; Actinopteri; Gobiiformes; Gobiidae
Source: the annotation of a GenBank genome assembly